CCCUCGUUGCAUUACACAAUUGAAACGUGAGUUCAAAUUCCGCUCUCAGGCUCGCAAGACGUGAAAAUCAGCACGACGUCAAACUGAUAAUCGGUCUAAUCCUCAGCGACCUGCCCUGUGUUCUCGUCCGCCGGUCUCAAGAUUUUCCGUUGCAGAUGCGGCGGGAAAAUAUAAAAAACGAAACGGCCGUGAAGCAAUUUUCGCAAUGUAAGUAUUUUGAUCAAUAUGUCACUACGCUGUGCUUCCAUGGCGGAUUUGGCGACUCGCUUCACGAAGACGGGCAGCUUCAACCUCGCCGUUUCAAUAUGCAGGAGACAUCGGUUCCGGCUUCUUCACUCCCCACCCGUAAUAACUCUCAUUCCCAAGAGUGUAUCUGGGUCAUCUCAUACUUUUGCCUCCAUGGCGAAACCCAGUAAUUCUUAUACCCCAUAUCGGACAUGGAACAAAAAGAUCUCUCAGUUGAUCCGUAGUGGCCGUCUUGAGGAAGCAAGGGCGUUGUUCGAUACCGCGAAGCACCGAAAUACUGUUACUUGGAACACUAUGAUUAGUGGGUAUGUGCGGCGAAGGGAGAUGGCGAAGGCACGGAAUCUGUUCAAUGAAAUGCCCGAGAGAGAUGUUGUGUCGUGGAAUUUGAUGAUAUCGGGUUACGUAUCUUGUCGCAGGAUUAGGUAUAUCGAUGAGGGGAGAUAUUUGUUUGAGCGGAUGCCUGAGAGAGAUUGUGUUUCUUGGAACACGAUGAUCAGUGGGUACAUGCAGAGUGGGCAGAUGGCCGAAGCUUUGUCCCUUUUUGAUAGUAUGCCCGAGAGGAAUGUUGUGUCUUGGAACGCAAUGAUCACUGGUUUUUUACAGAAUGGUGAUGUGUCCAGUGCGGUUGAGUGGUUUGAGAGAAUGCCUGAACGGGACUCGGCUUCUCUUAGUGCACUUGUGUCAGGUCUCGUUCAAAAUGGGGAGCUAGAUAAAGCUGCGGAAGUUUUGGUUGAAAGUAGGACAGGGGAUGAUGGCAGGGAAGAUUUGGUCCAUGCUUACAAUACUUUAAUUGCUGGGUACGGUCAGAGGGGAAGGGUUGAUGAAGCUCGAUGCCUUUUUGAUCAAAUCCCAUUUUAUGAUAAACGAGGAGAAGAAAACGUUGGGAGGUUUAUGAGAAAUUUGGUUUCGUGGAAUUCUAUGAUUAUGUGUUAUGUGAAAGCAGGGGAUCUUAUUUCUGCUAGGUGUCUUUUUGACCAAAUGAUUGAACAAGAUACUUUCUCGUGGAACACUAUGAUUAGCGGCUAUGUUCACAUGUCAGACAUGGAAAGUGCCUUGAAUCUCUUCCAUAAAAUGCCAAACCCUGAUACAUUAUCAUUUAAUUCUAUUAUCUCUGGGUUUGCUCAGUUGGGCAAGUUGGAACUUGCUCAAGAUUUCUUUGAAAGGAUGCCCCAAAAGAACCAAGUAACUUGGAAUUCCAUGAUAUCUGGGUAUGAGAAAAAUGGGGACUACAGAGAUGCAAUUAGGCUGUUCACUCAAAUGCAAAAUGAAGGAGGGAGGCCUGAUCGACACACCUUGUCUUCGCUUCUCAGUGUGUGUGCUGGCUUUGUUGCUUUACAUCUAGGUAUGCAGUUCCAUCAGCAGGUUAUCAAGGCAGUUAUUGCUGAUGUGCCAAUAAACAAUUCCCUCAUUACCAUGUAUUCAAGAUGUGGGGAGAUAAUUGAGGCACGGGCCAUUUUUGAUGAGAUGAACUUGCAAAAAGAUGUAAUUUCUUGGAAUGCAAUGAUUGGAGGAUAUGCAUCCCAUGGUUUUGCUUCUGAGGCUCUUGAUCUUUUUCGAGUGAUGAGGAGGAAUAAAGUACGACCCACUUAUAUUACAUUUAUAUCUGUUUUGAAUGUGUGUGCUCACGUAGGGUUAGUGGAAGAGGGCCGGAGGCAAUUCAAAUCCAUGGUUUGUGAAUUUGGCAUUGAACCAAGGGUUGAACACUAUGCUUCUAUUGUUGACAUUGUAGGCCGGCAUGGGCAGCUAGAAGAGGCCAUGGGUUUAAUCAAUAGCAUGCCAUUUGAGCCAGAUAGGGCCGUGUGGGGUGCUUUGCUGGGUGCUUGUAGGGUGCAUAACAAUUUAGAAUUGGCUCAGGUGGCAGCUGAAGCAUUAAUGAACCUUGAACCAGAAAGUGCAGCCCCAUAUGUGUUGUUAUACAAUAUGUAUGCUGAUAUGGGACAAUGGGACGAUGCAACAGAAGUGAGAAUGAUGAUGGAAAAGAAUAAUAUCCAAAAGCAGGCAGGGUCUAGUUGGGUGGGUUCCACUCAAUGUGAAUAAUAUUUGUGCAUGGAUUGGAAGUUGCAAUCAUGGUAUUUGAGAUUUGAUCUAUAUGAUUUGUUGUUAUAUUUGGAAACCAUAAAUUUGUAGAUUUGGGGGUACUCGGACUGUAGUACUGUUACAUUGGAAAGAAUGUUAGAUCAUAAAGAAGCUAUCACAUUAUACUUCAGUUGGGCCUGCCUCUUUCGAGGGUCUCAUUUCUUUGGAGUUUGAUUCAUAACGGUGUCAGGCUUGAUGUACUCGGGAGAAAUAAAUCUUGAUAGAAAUGGUCAUCUGAAGAAGCAAAAUAAAUGUUUGUUCAUUAUGGGCUUCUUUUGUAUGCAACUACAAGCAGACUCAUUGCUCUAGCCUAGAAUAUGACUAUUCUGACGUGGGCUGCAUGGGCCUUUAAUUUUUGUAUUGGAUUGAUUAUUGCAUUGGCUGACUGUAAAGAUAGAGCGAUUUUUACAUUAUAUACUUAAGAGACAUGAAGCAAUGCUGCCAUGAUUUUUCUGGCAGAGGACUAAAUUACUCUAGUGCAGUUUAUGGACCCCCACAUCUGUUGAUUACAAAAUAUUCUUACGAGUCAUUUUUUAUGCACUAGUGGGAAAUUUGAUUGGUUUACCAUUGAUGUCGUUGCAGUUGCGGAAGCUUGAACUGGCUGAUGCACACUAAACCAGAACAUAUGCUAGUCUCAGACACAUGCUUGGCCCCAACUUUCGAUAUAUACUCCUCCAACAUGUCUCCCAUACUAUGAAGUCCAGCAAUGAGAAUUUGUCAACAUUAAUUGGGCAACUCAACAUGCAAUAAACAGCCAUGCUAUAAGACGCCCCAGCUAUGAACACAGCGUGGAAGAUAGCAAGUUCAUUGGACAUACUGGCAAUAGUACACAGGAGCAUGCUCAUCUUGUUCAGUGAUGGACACAAGAAGGCUCUUAAAGGAAUAUUGAAGAAUUUCCAAGGCUUCUAUAAAGUGAAUACUGUUUUCGCAAGACAGCAUAUUGAUAUUUUCUGCUUGCAGCUGGAGACCACAGUCAGUGACACAAAAGGGGAUUUUGCCAGAGCUUAUUUUGGUUUGUGAGGGACUGAAGGCCCAAGCUUUUGUAUGUUCAGAUGGGUGCUGACAAAGGUGGUGGUAUGACACUAUAACCCUCUAUAGUUUGGCUAGGGCCAUGAAAUGGAUGAGCUGGCCUUUGGCCAUCAAUGGGAACACCACAAAGUUAUUUUUAAAACUCUGCUGCUUGUAGCCAUUUCAGAUGGCAGAGGGAGGAGCAGCUGGCUCUCUUGAAUCUUUGUGGUUGUAACAGUACUCAUAAUGACAAAAUGUUAAAUGGUUUGGAAGCAAAGUUUGUUUUAAUGUUAGUUUCCAGCAUUUACUUCUGUUGAAA
Molecule: messenger RNA, 3649 nt
Organism: Malania oleifera
Lineage: Eukaryota; Viridiplantae; Streptophyta; Magnoliopsida; Santalales; Ximeniaceae
Product: pentatricopeptide repeat-containing protein At1g62260, mitochondrial
Exons: 3
Coding region: 226-2283 (685 amino acids)
Molecular function (GO): protein binding
Source: RefSeq, a predicted model, not a curated record